This is a messenger RNA of Linum tenue, 2648 nucleotides long. NCBI's taxonomy places the organism in Eukaryota, Viridiplantae, Streptophyta, Magnoliopsida, Malpighiales, Linaceae. The record is from the annotation of a GenBank genome assembly.
UCCCAAUCAUCCCCUGGUUCGACCCAGCAGUCCGAGUCCGACUCAGGCCCCGCCCUCCAUUAAAAUUCAUCCUUUUCCUAUCUCCACUUGCCUAUUUCUCUCAACAGGACGAUUUGCGCCAAACACUUGGGCUUGGCUCUGCCGCUGCUGCAACUUCCUAAUCCCCCCCCCCGCCUCAGUAAAGCUCACUCAGUAGUCAGUAACGCUCUUUCUCCCUCUUAAAAACAGUUUCUUCUUCUCUUUCUUUCCUCAUCACCUCUCUCUCUGUCGUGGCUUGCUGUGACAUUUUACACAGGUUCUGCUCUCCCUUUGUGUUCUUCGAUUGCUGUUUCGUUUUGAAAUUGGUUUCGAUUGGUUCAUAGUUCUCUUUUGGUAUAUCCCCGCCCUUUGUUUUCUUACCUUUCUGCAACCUUUUUCAUUUUAGUCUUUGUUGACUGAAUUGACUGAUAUGUCAAAAAGGGUGGAAGGAAGAACGAUUAGGUUUGCCGUGAGAGCUCCGUUUUUGAUAACGAUAACAACAAUAGUAAUUAGCAAAGAGAAGAUACUACUCCACUCUGCCCCUAUCUCAUAUUCCCCACUGGGACUCUCUCGAUCGGUUUUUGCUGAUUCCUCACUGCUAACGGUUUUUUCCUUUUCUGCAAAAUUCGUUGGCUCCUUUCCCCACUCCUUGCAAUUCCGCCUCCUUGAACUGGUGUGUGGUGAGGAUGUUAGAGUCGAUGGAAAUGGUCGACCCAAGUAAGGUGAUCGAGGAAUUUGAAGCAAUGACAAAAGAUGCUGAAAGGAUACAGAGAGAGACCCUUAAGAAGAUCUUGGAGGACAAUGGGUCGGCUGAGUACUUGAGGGAUCAAGGUCUAGAUGGCAGAACCGACCCAGAGAGUUUUACUGCUUGUGUUCCGCUGGUGACUCAUAAGGAGUUGGAGUCUUACAUUCACAGAAUUGCUGAUGGGGACUCUGCUCCGGUUCUCACUGGAAGGCCUAUAACCACCAUAUCUUUGAGUUCUGGUACUUCUCAAGGGAAGCCCAAACUUUUACCUUUCAAUGAUGAAUUGAUGGAUACAACCCUGCAGAUAUACAAAACUUCUUUUGCCUUUAGGAGCAGAGAGUUCCCACUAGGCAAAGGGAUGGCCUUGCAGUUCAUUUACAGCAGCAAGCAGGGGAAAACAAAGGGAGGGUUGGUGUCAGGAACAGCUACAACAAACGUGUUUCGCAAUGCUUUAUAUAAGCAGGCAAUGAGGGCUCUUCAGUCCCAGUGUUGCAGCCCAGAUGAAGUCAUAUUUGGGACUGAUUUUCAGCAGUCGUUAUACUGCCACCUAUUGUGUGGCCUUAUCUUCAGGGAAGAAAUUCAGUUUGUGUGUUCUACUUUUGCCCACAGCAUUGUCCUUGCUUUCCGGACCUUUGAAGAAGUCUGGCAAGAGCUAUGCAGCGAUAUAAGGGAAGGGGUCCUUAGCAGCCGGGUCACUACCCCAUCAGUCAGAGCAGCGAUGCUGAAGUUACUUAAGCCCGACCCUGAAUCGGCUGAUCUCAUCUAUGAGAAAUGCGUUGGAUUGAGCAAUUGGUAUGGGCUGAUACCACAGCUUUUCCCUAAUGUGAAGUACGUUUAUGGGAUCAUGACGGGGUCGAUGGAGCCUUAUCUGAAGAAAAUGAGGCACUAUGCAGGGGACAUCCCUUUGUUAAGUGCUGAUUAUGGUUCUUCGGAAGGAUGGAUAGGAGCAAAUGUCAACCCGAAAUUACCCCCUGAGCUUGCUACUUUUGCUGUGCUCCCCAACAUUGGAUAUUUUGAGUUCAUCCCUCUUACAGAAAAUCCCAACCACAUCUAUAUGGACGCGAAACCUUUGAGUCUGACUCAAGUGAAGGAAGGUGAAGAGUACGAAGUUGUCCUCACUAGUGUGGCAGGUUUGUACAGGUACAGGCUCGGAGAUGUGGUGAAGGUGGUGGGGUUCCACAACUCGACCCCGGAACUGAAGUUUGUGUGCAGGAGGAAUCUAUUGCUUUCCAUAAACAUCGACAAGAACACCGAGAAAGAUCUGCAGGUGGCCGUAGAGGAAGCAGCCAAGCUGCUGGCUGAAGAGAAGCUGGAAGUCGUGGACUUCAGCAGCCUGGUGGAGAAAGAUUCAUCUUCAGAGCCGGGGCAUUACGUCAUCUUCUGGGAGAUCAAUGGGGAACCGAGCGAGGAAGUGUUGGCAGAGUGUUGUAGUCAGCUGGACAAGUCGUUCGUCGAUCUGGGCUACGUUAGUUCGCGGAAGGUGAAAGCCAUCGGACCGUUGGAACUCCGGAUAGUGAGGAGGGGAACCUUCCAGAAGAUUCUGGAUCAUUACCUGGAAUUGGGAGGCGCUGUGAGCCAGUUCAAGACCCCAAGGUGCGUCGGGCCGGUGAACAAGGUUGUGUUGGAAAUCUUGUGCAGCAAUGUUGCUCAGACUUACUUCAGUACUGCUUAUGAUUGACAGCAGGAUGGAAACGGUUGCUUGGGAAAUAAUUGUAAUAUGGUGAUCCUUUUAUAUACUGUACUACAGGUUUUAUGUGGGCUUCUUCAGCAUCACAGCUAUUCUAAAGAAACACAAAGGCCUUGAGUUGGUAGAAAUGAGGGUACAAAAAAGUAGAAACUAUUAUACAGGCAAUCAUUUCACUUUAAAUGGUCAAAAUAUGAAAUC